Messenger RNA from Aspergillus puulaauensis, 1458 nucleotides. Its product is annotated as aldehyde dehydrogenase. NCBI's taxonomy places the organism in Eukaryota, Fungi, Ascomycota, Eurotiomycetes, Eurotiales, Aspergillaceae. The transcript has 4 exons. The record is from RefSeq and is a predicted model, not a curated record. Gene Ontology annotation, molecular function: succinate-semialdehyde dehydrogenase (NAD+) activity. The coding region runs from base 1 to 1458 and encodes 485 amino acids.
AUGGCAGCAUCAACCCCUCCUUCGGUGAUUCCCUUGGUCAUCAAUGGAAAGGAAGAGCUUACUCCCUCAACGUUUGACGUGAUUAGCCCUUACACGAACAACAAAUGCUGGGCUGCGGCGUCUGCCUCUCCUCAAGACGCUGUUCGCGCAGUUGAAGCUGCUGAAGCUGCUUUCCCAGCAUGGUCGCAAACCAAACCGGUUGUCCGACGAGAUAUUUUGCUUAGGGCUGCGGAUCUUCUCGACAGUAGACUUGAGAAAAAUGCCGAAUUUAUGCGAACAGAAAUGGGUGCAGAUGCAGGCGCAUCGCAGUUUUUCGUUGUUCCCCUGGCAAUUCGCAUGCUGAGGGAGGUCGCUAGCCGCAUCACUUCGAUUUGCGGAAGUGUGCCUGUUGUAGAGGAGGAGGGGCAGAGCGCAAUUAUCUAUAAAGAGGCCAUGGGUGUUAUCUUGGGUAUUGUACCAUGGAACGCACCGUAUGUGUUCGGUGUUCGAUCUGCUGCUUGCGCCCUUGCUGCCGGCAAUACAACGAUCUUAAAGUCAUCUGAGCUCACACCGUGCUGUUACUGGGCACUGACCCGUGCCUUUCAGGACGCCGGGCUACCAGAUGGAUGCCUUAAUCUAGUGGCGUGUCGACCUCAGGAUGCAGCCGAGGUGGUUAACGCUAUGAUCGAACACCCUGCCGUGAAGAAGAUCAACUUCACUGGAAGCACGGCUGUGGGCCGAAAGAUUGCUCGGGCUUGUGGGCAGAACCUAAAGCCCUGCCUGAUGGAACUAGGCGGAAAGAACAGCUCGAUUGUGUGUGCGGAUGCGAAUAUUGAAACGGCCGUCAAGUCUGUAGUAGGCGGAGCCUAUUUGAAUUCGGGCCAAAUUUGCAUGGCUACAGAUCGAAUUCUUGUGCACUCAUCAAUCGCGCCUGCUUUCGUUGAUGCCCUAAAGGGAGCCCUCCAAUCAAUGUCCGACCCUUCGUCUCAGCCUCCAACACUAGUAAAUGUUGCGUCAAAGGCACGCGUUCAGCGCCUUAUCGAGGGAGCCAUCGAGGCUGGGGCCCAUGUCAUCCACGGGUCCGUAGCUGCAGAAUCCGACGCAGCGCAACUCGACUCAGGAGUCCGCAUGCCACCUGUCCUCCUAGGUGGGGUAAAGGAAGACAUGACCGUAUGGCAGGAGGAAGCCUUCGCCUCUUUGGCAGCAUGCAUGGUUGUUGACAGCGACGACGAAGCUAUCCGGAUUGCGAAUAGCAGUGGGUAUGGAUUGUCUGCAGCGGUCUUCACCGAAGAUCUGCGAAAGGGCCUAGCCAUGGCUAGGAAGAUUCAGUCUGGUGCUGUGCAUAUCAACAGCAUGACGAUCCACGACGAGCCGGUAUUGCCACAUGGAGGUGUCAAGAAUAGUGGUUGGGGGAGAUUCAAUGCGUCCGCAGGCCUGGAAGAAUUUCUUGUGACGAAGAGUGUGACUUGGAUGGACUAA